AUGAUAGAAGGUGGAAUAACAUCCAGGAUGUCAGGAAUAAUUGAGAAUGCCGGACAUCAUCCGUCUCCACAGGACUACAGGCUUCUAACCACAGACCCCUCCCAGCUGAGGGAGGAGGACCUCCCUGGGGACCUGCAGUCUCUGUCAUGGCUCACCUCUGUGGAUGUGCCCCGACUACAGCAGAUGGCUGAUAGCCGAGGCCACACUAACGGGCCUUCCCAGGGCAGCAUGCUGGAGCAACAGACAGCUCAGCUGAGCAGCAUGACAAUGACGGCGGGUCAGGGAUCCAUGCUCCACCUCCAGAGCAACAUGCAGCACAGCCCCCUGGGAAUCAGCAUCAUCAACACGCACAGCGGAAGUAUGUCUCCAUUCUCCAUGAAUGGGCUGCCCUCUCCAGGGUACCAGUGCUCUACCUCAGUCUAUCAGCCGACACCACAGCAGGUGUACUCUCUAACCCAAACUGGACAACAGUGUUCAAAUGGUGGGCUUUAUAGCAACGUCUCUUUCAACAACCAAAGUCUAUUCACACAACCUCGCCUGGCUCCACAAGACCAGGAGCUGCAGCCCAAGUCUUUCCCCAAACCUAUCUAUUCCUACAGCUGUUUGAUUGCCAUGGCUUUAAAGAACAGCAAAACUGGCAGCCUCCCUGUCAGUGAGAUCUAUAGCUUUAUGAAGGAACACUUUCCCUACUUUAAGACAGCACCCGAUGGAUGGAAGAACUCAGUCAGACACAAUCUGUCCUUAAACAAAUGCUUUGAGAAAGUGGAGAACAAGACAAGCAGCUCUUCGCGUAAGGGCUGUCUGUGGGCACUGAACCCUGCCAAGAUUGACAAGAUGGAAGAAGAGAUGCAGAAGUGGAAACGCAAGGACCUCCCAGCCAUCCGCCGCAGCAUGGCUAACCCUGAUGAGCUGGACAAACUGAUCACAGACCGCCCAGAGAACUGCAGACGUAAGGUGUUAGAGCCUGGCAUGACACGGCUGCCCAGCUGCCCCACAGGCCUCCCACUGCCCGUCCCACCCCAGAUGCAGCCGCAGCCUAUAGUCACUCUAUCCUUGCCCUGUUUGCCCCUUCACCAGCACCACCAGCUCCAGGCUCAGCUCCAGGCUCAGGCUCGCCUUGGCCCCAUGUCCCCUGCCCCGGCCCAGACACCCCCACUUCACACGGUCCCCGACCUUUCUCAUAGUCCCCUGACCCAGCAGUCCAGCAAGCCACCCGAUGAUUUCUACAGCGUACACAACGACACACACACAGAGGUGGAUGCACUGGACCCCAGCAUCAUGGACUUUGCCCUUCAAGGUAACCUGUGGGAGGAAAUGAAGGACGACAGCUUUAACCUGGAUGCAUUGACCACCUUCAGUAACUCACCGCUGCGACUAUCAGACUGUGACUUGGGAACAGCUAUCCUCCCUCCUGUCUCCACUGGAGCCAGCCUGCCACUGUCAGAUGUGCAGGUGACAGGCCUCUACACCUCCUACACUUCCCAGGAUGCUCUGUCUUCUCAGUACAUGGGUGCACCAACCAACAGCAAGCCCAUCGCUCUGUUAUAAACAGCCAUCAGUGGAUCUCUAUGGACAUGCUACUAAAACAUUUUCCAUUCAGCUGGGAACUACUUAAAAAAGGAUAUUUGAAAUCAUUUACCUUACAGUCUACAAGAAAACUGUCGAUUAAAACUGAAGUGAAGAAGUGGGUGUAAGAAAAGUAUGUAAGACUUUAAAUAUCAAGCUUUGCCAAGCAAAGACUCAGAGCACGUAUGAGUACAAAGACUCUAUGUUGAGAUGUACGCAUGAAUUAGCAUCCUCCAGUUUUUCUUCUGUCCACAUCAUCAUUCUGUAGCUCCCUGUCUCUUGUCUGUUGUAUUGUGCUAGACAUUAUU
Messenger RNA from Cheilinus undulatus (humphead wrasse), 1874 nucleotides. It is a transcript of the gene foxn4, whose product is annotated as forkhead box N4. Lineage: Eukaryota; Metazoa; Chordata; Actinopteri; Labriformes; Labridae. The record is from RefSeq and is a predicted model, not a curated record. The transcript is spliced from 9 exons. Gene Ontology annotation, molecular function: DNA-binding transcription factor activity, RNA polymerase II-specific; transcription cis-regulatory region binding. Bases 1 to 1548 code for a protein of 515 amino acids. Gene Ontology annotation, biological process: regulation of transcription by RNA polymerase II.